Messenger RNA from Scutellospora calospora, 573 nucleotides. The record is from the annotation of a GenBank genome assembly. Lineage: Eukaryota; Fungi; Glomeromycota; Glomeromycetes; Diversisporales; Gigasporaceae.
AUGUCUUCUGAUUCAAAUAAACCACCUCAGGUUACUGCUGAGGAUUCUUUAGAAAAGAAUGAGGAUAAAACUAACGGUAACGGUGAAAUGAAUGCGAUGGUCAAUACGUUACGAAAUAAUAUCGAAGGCAUGCAAAAUUCUUUCAGAGCUGUGUACUCCACCUUGGCUGUAAAUUUAAAACAAUCAUUGGAAAUGAUACAAGUGAUGAAUUCGAUUAUGGAACAGUUACUAUUGUCCAAUAUUAAAAUAGAUGUCCAGGCUGAUUCCAAUCCUCGUCUUUUAACUAUAAUCAUAUCAAAUUCGUGUCAAUUUCCUAUACCAAAAGUAUCCUGUAGUUUGGUGUUUAAGAAGAAAGAUGAUGACAAGGAUGCAAAUGUUAAAUUUGAAUGCGUGGAAUCUAUAAUUCGAGAAGUCAAAAAGUCUAAUAAUUUGGGGUCAAAACCUUCAUCCCCUUUGUCGAUAUUUGUACAGAAUUCCUGUAUUGGAUCAUCAGAUUCCGAUGCCUCGUUCACUUUAUCACCACAAACACAAAUAAUUGAAAAAUUAAUGUUAAUUCCAUCGGAAUUUGCUCAA